AUGGCAACGAUUGCAGAAAUGUCCCUCCAAGACCUGAGUCCAUCGUCCCCGCAAUCAGGCACCCAAGCGGCAUCAUUUCAGUCAGGGUCGCUUCAUACGCCGAUCGCAACACCCUCACCCGCAUCACCUACGCAAGGAUUGUCUCAAGCAGCAAAUACUCGACCACCGACACCUACAACAUCGCAAGCAGUAGCGCCUCAGACCCAGCAAACUACCGGCUUUCCACCAACGCCUAGCUCUCCAUCAACUCUUGAUCCCUCACAGGAUGCCUUACAAACAGCACCCACGCCCACCAGCAAGUCCAGGCGAAAGGUAUGGAAAAAACGACUCAAUAAAACCUUGCCCUGGAUAGGCCUCGUCGUGACCAUCAUUUUCGGUGUGCCCGCCUACAAUUUCCUUUUUGGGAGUACGGACAAACAAGCGUUGGCUCUACAAGUCUGGAGUGCCGGCAAUGAUCAACGGAUGAGCUGCUGGGCAGACUGGGAUCACGGAGUGUUUAGUCAGAUAUGUAACGACACACUCACUCGUCCAUCCACUGCGCCACCGGUCAAGAGGGCAGAGGAAUCGCAAGAACGAAGUCUCUUCGAUUUCUGGUGCAGUUACAUCACAGUCCUGGUAGUCUCGACGGUAUUGCCUUUGAUCGGCUUGUAUCUUUCCGAAGGCCGGGCUCCGCAUCGUCACGAUGGCCCUGCGGCGACCUGGGGCGACUACUAUCACCGAAUCAAGACCAGAUUACCCUUCUCGCGUCCCAUGUGGCUCCCUUCGAUGCCAAAGGUGACUUCCAGGUCGGUGUUUGAAUAUGAUCGUACUGGCCAUGGCGACGAUGGCGGUGUGUUGGUGUGUCAUGGACAGUUCAUCGAUACGCGUCGGUGA
Messenger RNA from Aureobasidium namibiae CBS 147.97, 873 nucleotides. RefSeq lists its product as uncharacterized. Lineage: Eukaryota; Fungi; Ascomycota; Dothideomycetes; Dothideales; Saccotheciaceae. Bases 1 to 873 code for a protein of 290 amino acids. The transcript is spliced from 2 exons. The record is from RefSeq and is a predicted model, not a curated record.